This is a messenger RNA of Tinamus guttatus (white-throated tinamou), 935 nucleotides long. The record is from RefSeq and is a predicted model, not a curated record. NCBI's taxonomy places the organism in Eukaryota, Metazoa, Chordata, Aves, Tinamiformes, Tinamidae.
CACAAAGGAGGCUUCCACGUGACAGGAUGGAAGAGCAGCCACAAGGCAUGCAGGGACCCACAGCUCCACCCUUUCAGCCACAGAAAGCUUUGCGGCCUGACAUGGGCUAUAACACGCUUGCCAACUUCCGAAUAGAGAAGAAGAUCGGCCGUGGGCAGUUCAGUGAAGUUUACAGAGCAACCUGCCUGUUGGAUGGGGUGCCCGUAGCGCUGAAAAAGGUCCAGAUAUUUGAUUUAAUGGAUGCCAAAGCCCGUGCUGACUGCAUCAAAGAAAUAGAUCUUCUUAAGCAACUGAACCAUCCAAAUGUAAUUAAAUAUUAUGCCUCAUUCAUUGAAGACAAUGAACUGAACAUAGUGUUGGAAUUGGCUGAUGCUGGAGAUCUCUCUAGAAUGAUAAAGCAUUUUAAGAAGCAGAAGAGGUUGAUACCCGAGAGGACAGUGUGGAAGUACUUUGUUCAGCUUUGCAGUGCCUUGGAGCACAUGCACUCCCGCCGGGUCAUGCAUCGAGAUAUAAAGCCAGCUAAUGUGUUCAUUACCGCGACAGGGGUCGUAAAGCUGGGAGACCUUGGCCUGGGACGAUUUUUCAGCUCCAAAACCACAGCUGCACAUUCUCUAGUUGGUACCCCUUAUUACAUGUCUCCGGAGAGAAUACACGAAAACGGUUACAACUUCAAGUCUGACAUCUGGUCCCUGGGCUGCCUGCUGUACGAGAUGGCUGCGCUGCAGAGUCCCUUCUAUGGCGAUAAAAUGAACCUGUACUCCCUGUGCAAGAAGAUUGAGCAGUGCGACUACCCGCCCCUGCCCUCGGAUCACUACUCAGAGGAACUGCGGCAAUUAGUGAAUAUGUGCAUCAACCCGGACCCCGAGAGGCGACCGGACGUCACGUACGUGUACGACGUCGCGAAGCGCAUGCACGCGCACACGGCGAGCAGCUGA